AUGCCUCAUCGAGCAACCCCUGCUUUCCUCCCACCUCUUCCCUUUCCGUCCCUGCGCUCCACCCAAACUUGCCCCCUCAUUUCCAGCAGGCGCCCCCUCACCGGCACCUCGACAUGCGCCGUUCUCACUCCCGAUUCCUUUAGCACUCAAUGGUACCGCGACACGAUCACCCCCCUCGACCUGGAGCUCUCCUCCCACUAUAUCCCCAACUCCAACGCCGCCCAAUCAACCGAGCCGACUGACCGCAACUUUGUUGACGAGAACCUGGGUAUAAUGGCUAUGGUCGACUACGCUCAGCCUUCCACCCAAGGUGCCGCUCUCAUUCGCGACCUACGCCAGACUCUCUCACACAACGCGGCCCUGUACGACCGCGAGGCGCGCAUGGACAUUCGCAGGUCACUUUCGUCAGCUAUUUUGAGGCAUGGCGCACCGCCAGGGAGUUCCGUGCUUGUUAUGGAUUGCUCGUCUAACGUCGUUAGGUUAGCGUGGGCUGGAUCUUGUGGAAUUGUGCUUAUCAGGGACAAUGCCAUUGUGUAUAGGUCAUAUAGCAAGGCGGCCACGAGAGAUGCUCUCGAAACCCAUUUAGGGAGAACGACAGAUGUGAAAACGGAGAAGAACGCAAAAUAUUGGCUUUCGUGGGGUGGAAGUGCGACUCAAAGCGCGACGGGGGGUUAUUAUGCUGCCGGCCUUGUCACUGGGGCCCGGCAAGACGGGCAAUUCACUAUUAAUAGUGAUGAAGUCUACGCUGACUAUAUAGAGCUGGAGGAUAAUGACCUUAUAAUUGCUGGAAGUGAUGGAUUCUUUUCCAACGUGAGCGAAGGCCAAAUUCUGGCGUUUGUUCGCCCGUUGCCCGACGGGGCGGAGGAUAAAACGCUAUCAAUAGCCAACAGUACUUGUCUCGGUUCUUGGAGGAGCGAUGAUACUGAUUUCAUCUCAUAUUAUUUGGCCAUUAUUGCUGAUAACUUUGCGACGGCACCUAACUCAAAACCGCAUCUUCCGUUUCCGUUUCCGCCGUCGCCACAUGUCGAUGAUAUUACGGUGAUGUGUGCAGCAUGCAGUUUUCGCACGACAACGGACAUGUGA
Chondrus crispus (carragheen) is the source of this 1083-nucleotide messenger RNA. RefSeq lists its product as hypothetical. The transcript has a single exon. The record is from RefSeq and is a predicted model, not a curated record. NCBI's taxonomy places the organism in Eukaryota, Rhodophyta, Florideophyceae, Gigartinales, Gigartinaceae. The coding region runs from base 1 to 1083 and encodes 360 amino acids.